Messenger RNA from Copidosoma floridanum, 690 nucleotides. RefSeq lists its product as uncharacterized. Lineage: Eukaryota; Metazoa; Arthropoda; Insecta; Hymenoptera; Encyrtidae. The record is from RefSeq and is a predicted model, not a curated record.
AUGAAUGCUGUUGUGGCUCGACUGGCGGAACAAGGGAUUAUAUGGGAAUUCAUUCCACCCAGGGCGCCUCAUUUUGGCGGUCUGUGGGAGGCAGCCGUUCGAUCUUUUAAAUACCAUUUGCGUAGGGUAGUGGGUGAGAAUUCGCUUACUUUUGAAGAAUUUUCGACUUUGGCAGCACAGAUUGAGGCCUGUCUAAGCUCUCGGCCUUUGUGCCCUUUAAACUCGCAGGGUGAGGAUAGUGUGGCAUUGACCCCGGGUCAUUUUUUGAUUGGAUCCGCACCUCUGUCCGUUCUUGAGUCCUGCUCUGAUCAAGGUGAACGAUUAACUUUGUAUCGGCGUUGGAACUUGCUUACUCAGAUGCGCAAUUCUUUUUGGGUUCGCUGGCGCAAGGAAGUCCUGAAUCAAUUUCAACAGAGAAGUAAAUGGCUUAAGGAAAAGGAGAAUUUGCAAGUAGGUGACGUAGUGAUUUUGCGUGAUGAGCAAUCUCCUGCUGGUCGAUGGCCAUUGGGUCGAGUGAUUGAGUGUUUCCCUGGCUCUGAUGGGUUGGUGAGAGUGGUAAGAGUCAAGACAGCGGCUUCAGAAUUCAAGCGACCAGUCAUUAAAUUGAUAAAGUUGGCGGUUGAUCAUGAAUUAGGGGUCGCGAUUGCUCAAAUAAAUGGGAGUAAGUUGCUAGAGCAAGGCGGGCGGUAG